AUGUUACAGGGGCAGACUGUUUUGUGUGACAAGGCUGUUAAGUUGACAAUAAGAUCUAGAUUAGGGUCCUUUGCUCGUACUAUGAAUUUUGUAGCUGUUGACAGGAUCACCCAGUCUCUGCCUUCUGCGUUUAUAGAUUUUGAUAACUGGAAGAUUCCAGAUCAUGUUGAUUUAGCGGACCCAAUGUUUAAUGUUCCAGGGUCAGUUGACAUGUUGAUAGGGGUGGAGUUAUAUUUCGAAGUGCUACAGCAAGGUUGCAUUCGUUUAGGGAACCACCUACCUAUUCUAAGAAAGAGCUGCUUUGGUUGGCUGAUCUCAGGGGUAUAUACUUCAAAAACUCAGGAAAAUGUGCAUGUUGGAUUUAUUUCUAAUGAAGAUCUGCAUAACAGUCUGACCAGGUUUUGGCAGUUGGAGGAGGUAUCCUCUAACUAUACAAUGACCGGGUCUGACAAGUUAUGUGAGGAUCAUUUUCUCUCUUAA
Messenger RNA from Ctenocephalides felis (cat flea), 480 nucleotides. RefSeq lists its product as uncharacterized. The transcript has a single exon. Bases 1 to 480 code for a protein of 159 amino acids. The record is from RefSeq and is a predicted model, not a curated record. NCBI's taxonomy places the organism in Eukaryota, Metazoa, Arthropoda, Insecta, Siphonaptera, Pulicidae.